AUGGCUAGCAACGAGUAUUACAACCAGGGCCAGCAAGGCUACGGCCAUCCCCAGGCUCCCCAGCCCAGCUAUGGUCCUCCUCAGGGCGGCUACCAACAACAGGGCUACCCCCAGCAGGGGGGCUACAACCAGGGCUACGCGCCCCAGGGCCAGCCGCCGAUGCAGUACCAGCAGGCCCCUCCCCCCGAAGAUUCGCGCGGCGGCAAGAAGGGCGGCAGCAACAACUGCCUCAUGGCCUGCAUCGCCGCGCUCUGCUGUUGCUGCGUCGCCGAGGAAGCUUGCGAGUGCUGCAUUGACUGCUGCGAGUGCCUGUUCUAA
Molecule: messenger RNA, 318 nt
Organism: Purpureocillium takamizusanense
Lineage: Eukaryota; Fungi; Ascomycota; Sordariomycetes; Hypocreales; Ophiocordycipitaceae
Exons: 3
Coding region: 1-318 (105 amino acids)
Source: RefSeq, a predicted model, not a curated record